Molecule: messenger RNA, 1825 nt
Organism: Drosophila ficusphila
Lineage: Eukaryota; Metazoa; Arthropoda; Insecta; Diptera; Drosophilidae
Product: venom carboxylesterase-6
Exons: 4
Coding region: 28-1779 (583 amino acids)
Source: RefSeq, a predicted model, not a curated record
AAGUCGGACUUCAAAAGCGCGGACGCGAUGACAAGAAACGCUGCCUUCUGUUUGAUCCAGGUGAUUCUGUUGUGCGUUUGCAGCCAGCGCGGCGAUGGACGCAAUUCGCAGAGCUUGCACGUGCGAUUGGCCCACGGCGGCUGGUUGAUCGGACGCCACAUGACCACCCACAAUGGUCGGCACAUGCGGGCGUUCAUGGGUGUCCCGUACGCGGAGCCACCGCUCGGCGAUCUUCGCUUCCGUCCGCCGGUGGCGAAGGCCUCCUGGGAGGGCGAACGUCUGGCCAUCAAGGAUGCACCUAUCUGCCUGCAGCGCGACCCCUUCCGACGCGACAUGAUCAUCGAGGGCUCCGAGGACUGCCUGUAUCUCAAUGUCUACACGCCCGAAACGCCGAAAGUGAAUGGAUCAUUGCCCGUGAUGGUGUGGUUCCAUGGCGGUGGCUGGCAAUGCGGCUCCGGCAUCAGCAGCUUCUACGGUCCGGACUUCCUGUUGGACCACGACGUCGUCCUGGUCUCGGCCAACUUUCGACUGGGCCCGCUCGGCUUUCUCAGCACCGAGACGCUCGACUGUCCCGGUAAUAAUGGCUUGAAGGACCAACUGGAGGUCCUUCGCUGGGUGCGUGCGAACAUCGGAAGCUUUGGCGGUGAUCAAAAUAGUGUUACUGUGUUCGGUGAGAGCGCUGGCGGCGCCAGUGUCACCUAUCACAUGCUGUCGGAGAAGUCGCGCGGCUUACUGCACCGAGGCAUCGCCCAGUCGGGCACCUACUUCAAUCCCUGGGCUCAGCCCGCUCAUAAAGGAGUCGCAGCUGGCAGGGCCACCAAGUUGGCCGAGCUGGUCGGCUGCGGAUCAGCCGGUGAAUGGCCGCAAAAACUGGAGUGCCUGCGGGAAAGGCCUGCCGAUGAAAUUGUGGCCUCCUUAUACGACAUGUUUGUUUGGGACUUUGACCCAAUGAUACCCUUUCCGCCAGUCAUCGAACCGGAGCACGAGGACGCCUUCCUCACGGUUUCACCUCGCCAGGCGCCACGGCCUCAUGGAUUACAACUGCCACUGCUCGUUGGUGCCACCGCCGAAGAGGGACUCCUGAAAACAGCCGCCCUGCUGAAUCUUCCCCAGCUGCUGGCCGAGUUUAAGUCGCAGUUCGAGCAGGUCCUGCCCGUCGUCCUCAACUACGAUCAUCACGAGGAUACCGUGCAGCAGAGUAUUACGCAGCGCAUCGAGGGCUUUUACUUCAAGGCGGGUCACGAUUACGAUAAGGCCAACCACCAGAAUCUGACCGAUCUGAUUUCGGAUGGCUGGUUUGUGGCUGGUAUCGAUGAGUACUUGCGCCUUCGGAUGUCCCAAGAGGGCGUGGCACCCACAUAUGUCUACCUUUUCGAUCACAAGGGCGCCGCCAGUUUUACGGAGAUUUUCAAGGGCGGACGAAAUGAAUUCUACGGCGCGUGUCAUGCCGAGGAGCUGCAGUAUUUAUUCCCGAUUGGCCGGGAGCUGUUUGUGAGUGCGGUGCCCACGCGAAAAGAUCUGGAACUCCGUGAACUGAUGCUCCAUUUGUGGGUCAGCUUUGCAAGAACGGGCAAUCCAAAUCCGACGAAUGUCAGCUUCCAUUUGCCCACUUGGAGUCCUGCGUCCAGUUAUCCCGUGGAAUAUGCCCGUUUGGGAACCAAAAUCGAGGAUUCGCCGUCAAUUUUCCGACUGGAGAAUGCACUAAUGCAACAGCGCGUCGAUUUUUGGAGGGACUUGCAGCCCCACUUGCCGGCCAGCCACAACCACAACGAGCUAUAGUUUUCACAGUUUUCAUCCAAAUGUAUUCCAUAUUGCACUUCAUUAC